GUGCAGACAGAAGCCCUACUCGCGUUUCUAGGGGUGCAUCCUGUGUUCAGCCCAACUUUUCCCAGAGCUCUGGCCCCCCCCCAUGGAGGCAAGCCCAAUCUGCCUAAUCAUUCGGCUCCUGGAACCCAUCCAUUGGACAAUUUCUGUCCAGUUUCCACUCCAGGGUGGCCAAUGGGUAAAGGCACCACCUGUUACUCGAGUCCCAAACCCAGCAUUGUUCUGGAAAUCUCCAGUGGACCCAUCGGCAGGACCUGUCCACUCAGUUGGGCCACUAUGGCCACCAUCACUGGUUUGGAUGACCCCAGCCUCCUCCCCUGUCCUCUCCUCGCUGCAGGUGCCUUCACACACAGCCAGAGGUACCAGGUCAUUCUCCUGCUGGGAACCACAAGAUGGCUUUCCUUGUUCCUUCCAACACAUGUUGAGCUACAAACACGGUUUCUUACCUCAGGUCCUUUGCACAUUCAGCUCCCACUCGCUUAAGCCAGCUUUGCUGGGUAUUUACCCACUUAACAAGCACAUUCUUCUCUCCAGUGUGCAAGCCCCUGGGGACCCAGCGCUUGACUUGGAACUCACCCCUGUAGUGGGGGAAGGGGUGAGGAGCGACACAAUACACUGGAGCAAAUAACAGACAACACGAGGACCGUGGAAAGAAGCAGGGGACUGAAACGUGGGGUGUGAGUUGCUGUGUUACCAAAGGUAGCCAUGAAGAGAUAUAACGGGACUCGGCCAUUUGGGAGAGAGUUGAAGGAGGCCAAGGAGUGAAUCUUGAAGCUGAGUGGAGAAAGAGCCGGACAGGCCCAGCACCUGCAAGUGCAAAGGCCCUGAGGUUCGACUGGCAGUGUCAGUUUUCACUGGAGAAAGAGGUGCCAUUAUGGGGUGCUGAGCGUAGGGCCAGGUGGGCUGGGCUAGGACCCAGGCCAGGCCAGUGCAGGCUGGUGUCCUAAGCAUCUAGAAGGAUGAAGCACUAUUCUCUGAGGAGAAGGGGGAGCAGCUUUGGGAUUCACCAGACAUGGAGUUUCUGCCAGAGUAGUUCUGAUGUCACCCCGGGGCUGCGAAGGCCCUGGUGGCACUCAGCACAGAUUAUAGUGACUACCUUGGCCCGUUGCUCGUCCCCACAGGCAGAGCGCCCGGUGAACCUGACAAUGUCUGCAGCACAUUGGGGGAGAAAGUGGGGGGCAUGUGUCCAACACCGCCUAGACUGCAUCCUGGGGGCCCCCAAGUUGGGGGAGGCGAAGGAGGGGAAGCCGACGCACCCUCUCCUCCCCUACGUUCCCGGCCCCCGGUCCCCCGGACCCUGGCGAGGGUCCGGAGCAGUGCCGCAGGGGAGGGGGUGGAGACUCAGCGGCCGCGGGAGCGGGCGGCUCGGAGUGGGGAGGGGGCGUCCGGGAGCGCAGGCUCCGCCCCCCACUCCCGCCGGAAGGGAAGGGGAGGCGGUGGCCGGCGCGCUGCGAGCCAGACGCGGCAGCGAGCGCGGCGGGGGCGGUCUGCCCGGGACCGGGUGGCACCCAGCGGGUCGGAGCGGGCUCGCCGCCAACGCGGUCACGUGCGCGGUCCCUCCUCUUGCGCCCUGCCUCCCCCGCGCGCCGCGCUCUCCAUUCAUAAAUUCUCCGCCUGCUCCGCGGCCACCGGGCACCGGAGCCCGCCGGGAACGCCGCGCAGCCGCCCGCCCGCCCGCCCCCCAUGGGCCGCGCGCCCCGGCGCUGAGGCCCCUCCUCCUAGCUUCAAGAUGCAGCCCACGCCCACCAUGGCCACCGCCGCCGCAAGCACCGCCGCCACGGCUGCCCUGACCUCGAGGUGGGACAACACCACCAGCAGCCCCACCGCGGAGCCUGACCCCAUCCUCAACAACUAUGUGCUGCUGGUGGUGGUCCUGUCGCUCUUUGUCGGUGGCACUCUCGUGGUGCUGUCCGGAGUCCUGCUCCUGUGCAGGCGCUGCUGGGAGGUCCACCGGCGCUUCAACAGAGCCAUGGAGGAAGCAGAGAAGACCACCACCACGUACCUGGACAGCAGCGCCCAUCCAGCCCAAGACCCUGACUUCAGGGGGGAGGACCCCGAGGGCCAGGACGCGGAGACGGAGCGCUUCCUGUCCACCAGCUCCACGGGCCGCCGGGUGUCCUUCAACGAAGCAGCCCUGUUUGAGCAGAGUCGGAAGUCACAGGACAAGGGGCGCCGGUACACCCUGACGGAGGGGGACUUCCACCACCUGAAGAAUGCCCGCCUCACCCACCUGCACCUGCCACCCCUCAAGAUCAUCACCAUCCACGAGUGCGACUUGGGUGAAGCCAGCGCCACCACCCCCCCACACGCCGCUGCCGCCCCCAAGGCCAGUCUUGCCAUAUUCCAGCCCCCGGGGAAGGCCCUCACCGGCCGCUCUGUGGGCCCCAGCUCCGCCCUGCCAGGUGACCCCUACAACUCGGCCGCGGGCCCUGCCGACUUCGAGAUCAGCCCCUUGGCGUCCAGCGACUCCGGGGAAGGCGCCUGGGUGAGGGCCCCCGAGCGGCCCCUCCCCUCCCUGCCCCACUCCAGGACCGAGGCGGAUGCAGGUGCCCGGAGCACCAAGCCCGUCGGGUCAGGGGCCACAGGGGGACCCGAGGAGGCAGGUCCAGGCUCCGGGGCAGGACCCGUCCUGCAUUUCUUCACCCGCCUGCGGCGCCACACCAGCCUGGACGGGGCGAGCCCGUACUUCAAGGUCAAGAAAUGGAAGCUGGACCCCAGCCAGCGGGCAUCUAGUCUGGACACAAGAGGCUCCCCCAAGCGGCACCACUUCCAGCGGCAGCGGGCAGCCAGCGAGAGCACCGAGCAGGAGGAGGGGGACGCCCCCCACAUGGACUUCAUCCAGUACAUCGCCAGCGCAGGCGACACGGUGGCCUUCCCGCCCCCCCGUCCCUUUCUGGCCAGCCCCGCCAGCCCAUCCCCCGCUCUCGGCAGGUAUUUUGUAGUGGAUAGCAGCGUCAGGGGUGGACCUGUGGGCCCCUGCCCCACCCAGUCCCCCGCUAAGUGGCCCGGGGAGGGCUUUCCCCACCCUGCAGACAUAUCACAUUCUUCCAGCUCCAUCGUCCCUCCUGGAGACUGCCUCACUGGGGCCACCUCUCCAGCAAGGACCAGAAGAGGGAAACUGGGGGAGACUGGGCUAGAGGCAGCGGAGGAGGCGGGCGCCGCGGGAGGAGCGAGCCCCGAGUCUCCCCCCGAGCGCAGUGGUGGUGCGGGGCCUGAGCAGCAGCAGGAAUCUGAUGGUGAGCGGGACUCGGGGCCAGAGCAGGCCCAGACCACCUACCGGGAUAUCUGGAGCCUGCGAGCCUCUCUCGAGCUGCAUGCGGCUGCCGCCUCGGACCACAGCAGCAGUGGCAACGACCGCGACUCGGUGCGCAGCGGCGACAGCUCGGGCUCGGGCUCCGGGACCACCGUGCCCACUUUCCCACCGCCCUCGCCGCCCCCCACCCCCCGGCCGGCAGACAGCGAGGCGGGAGGUCCGCGAAAGCUGUUGCAGAUGGACAGCGGCUACGCCAGCAUUGAGGGCCGCGGCGCCGGCGAGGACGGGCUCCUCAGCGCGUCCGAGAAGCGCUCCUCCUUCACCAGCGCCGGCCGCACGGCCACUGUGGGCACCAGCUUCGAGGGGGCGCCGGCGCCCACCGAGGCGCCCGUCCGGCCCCGCAGCCCGCGCGCCUGGCCCCGCCGCGCCCCGCGCCGCGACUACAGCAUUGACGAGAAGACAGAUGCACUCUUCCACGAGUUCCUGCGCCACGACCCGCACUUCGACGACACGCUGCCCAGCGCCACGCGCCAUCGCGUGCGCGCGCACCCCCACACGCGCAAGCAGUGGCAGCAGCGCGGCCGGCAGCACAGCGACCCCGGCGCGCGCGCCACGACCCCUGCCCCGCCCGCGGCCCCGUUCGGGGCCGACUCCCGCCCCACGCGCGCGCCUCUGCGCCGAGGCGACAGCGUCGACUGCCCCCCAGAGGGCCGCGCGGGCGACGAACCGGCCGCACCUGCCAUCCCGGUCAUCGAGGAGGAGCCCGGCGGUGGCAGCAGCACCUGCCCCGGCUCGGGCCUGUGCGUCGGGCCCCCGGGGACGCUGCUGGACAAGCUGGUGGCUGGCCUCGAUGACAGACUCUUCCCGCCGCGCCUCGCCCAGCCCAUCGCCACCGCUCCCACGCUGGCCGCCGCCGCGCCCACGUCUCCCGACCACAGCCCUGCCUAAGCCCUGCCUCCUGCACCCACCUCGUCAGCUUCUCCGGCGCCGCCCGGGACCCCUGCCACGGGACCCGCCUGGGGCGCGACGCUCCAGGGCGCGAGCGCUGGGGCCGCGGGGCCUCGCGCGCGCACACGCGCAGGUCUUCUGGUCGCCCCCACGUGCGCGUGCUCGCGUCCUCGUGACACCCUCGAGCUGCCUCUGGUGGGCACGCGCACACGGUCCCCGUUGGGCACUUAGCAGGUGCCCUGUGGCUUCCCAAAGCGCGAAGCUGCAGGGCCCUGGCUCGGCUGGAGGGGGCGUGGCAGGCUCUCAUCUUCGGGCUCCCGGGGAGAACGUCCACCUGCCUUCCACCCUAGACAGCAGCCUCUGAGUGGUGGCGUUUUGGGCACAGAGCACCGGGAGCCGCUGGCGCAGGACCUGCUCCCUGGGGCAGGGGCGGGCGGGGCGGGGCGGCGCAUGCGCAGGGCGCCCCUACCAGGACCAGUGGAGCCUCGAGGCGAGUUUGGGCUGCACGCGCUGAAGGCCUCCCCAGGGCGCACGCGCGGGCCCUCUAGGGCCCGGGGCUCCGGAGAUCGGGGGCCGGCCGGCCGGCGCCGGCUCUGCAGCGCAGGUCGGGUGGAGGCCGCAGCCGCCAAACCCCUGAAGCUGUUUACCUCACUGCGGCAUGUGCUCGCGGCAGUCUGCGCCCCCUCCGAGCAAUAAACGACGCCUCGCUGCCACCCCCUCCCGCCGAGUUCCCACGCCCACCCAAAGCAUGUGAGUGGGCCACCCGCCCGCCCCGCGGGUGCACCGUCCAAAGAGCAGCCAGAACUCUGUCAUGUUUUAAGACACAAAACCCAAACGGCCAAGGUUUCAAGUUUCCCAAGCUUUAUUUAUUGCCAAAAGAUGGGGCAGCCCUCGCCUGCGGCCGAGUCGCCCCACCCCGCCCCUCCCCUCGGAGCUUCGUGCCGUCUGUGUACCAUCCAGUGAUGGGAGUUUCUUGUGUUUGUUUUCUGGUUGAUUAUAAAUAUUUACUGCACACUC
Molecule: messenger RNA, 5215 nt
Organism: Acinonyx jubatus (cheetah)
Lineage: Eukaryota; Metazoa; Chordata; Mammalia; Carnivora; Felidae
Gene: CBARP
Product: CACN subunit beta associated regulatory protein
Exons: 10
Coding region: 1178-4198 (1006 amino acids)
Biological process (GO): negative regulation of voltage-gated calcium channel activity; negative regulation of calcium ion-dependent exocytosis
Cellular component (GO): secretory granule; plasma membrane
Molecular function (GO): transmembrane transporter binding
Source: RefSeq, a predicted model, not a curated record